Messenger RNA from Exserohilum turcica Et28A, 1565 nucleotides. RefSeq lists its product as uncharacterized. NCBI's taxonomy places the organism in Eukaryota, Fungi, Ascomycota, Dothideomycetes, Pleosporales, Pleosporaceae. Bases 1 to 1320 code for a protein of 439 amino acids. The record is from RefSeq and is a predicted model, not a curated record. The transcript has a single exon.
AUGGCUCCAAUUACAGUGUCUCCGAGGCUAUCAAGGAUACCCCUCGUCUGCCUCGCCUUUCUGUUCAUCACAACUACACAAGCGUCCGCUCUCUUCCUACGACAGGCAGAAACAUGUGCAGGGAAGUCCGAUCUUCAACAGUGCGGAAGUGACUUUCCCUCAUCCUUCUGCUGCCCCAAGGAUUCUACCUGCAUGGGCCUCAACAGCGGCUCUGUAAAAUCCGUCAUCUGCUGCCCUGCCGGCUCAGACUGUUCCUACAUCCAGCCCACCACCUGCGAUGUUACCCAGCUCAACGCCACUCUCCACCCCGAUAACCAGAUGCACCUGUCCAAGACAGAAGGCAUUGAGCUACCCAAGUGUGGCGACAAGUGUUGUACCCUGGGCUACACAUGUCAAAGCAACAUGUGCGCCAAAGACACUUCGCCCAAACCAUCCCCCUCCAGUCCCUCCACAGCAACACCUUCAUCCACUUCCCCGGCCUCUGCCUCCCAAACCUCAGACUGCCCCGCCUCUUCCCCCGUAGAAACAAAGCGCUCUUUCAGCGUCCGCUCCUUUGUUGCAGGCUUCUUCCCCGGCCUCAUCGUUGGCGCCCUAAGCACCCUCGCUCUCCUCUGGGUCAUCAGGAAGCGCCGCGAAACGCAAGCCAAAAGCCGAUACUCGGGAGACUUUGGCCAUGUUGCGCGCCAGAUCAGCGAUCCCAUCUACGAUCCGCAGCACGCCGCACGUACCGACUUUAUGCGAAGGGGAAGUCGGUCUGCCAGGUCGUCACCAAAUACCAUCAACAAGGUGGUGCAGGGCAUGAAGGAAACCAACAACAACACUGCAGCCCACGGCUUCACCCCCAGGAUAAAAAGCAUGUGGGAGCGCACUCCCAAGCUAAACUUUGGCUUUACAGCUAGUCUACCCGCGAACCCCGCGCCGCCAGCCGUCCGCGCCGGAAACCCCUACAACGAUCCGUAUCAAACGCCGCCGCCGAAACCCAAACGCAUUCAUUCAGCGCGCCGCACCAGCUCAAGACGCACCAGCGCCCUACCUCCACACGUCCAAGUCCGUCCAAGUGCCGUGCGUACAACCAGCUCGGAAACAAUCGACGUGCUCAUGCCCUCUUCGGCCGCUGCUACUAGUGGUAACGCCGUAUACCCUGCAAACCACAGCAACGACUCUGGCUUCCUGCAGCCCCCACAAGCUCCUGGUAUGCGGGGCGCAAAUCGAUAUACGGCUGACUCUGCGCACACGACUUUUACAAAGUUGAUGGAGCGCGCGGGGUUUGACGAGGGACCGAGGCAGGAAGUAAGGGAUUGGAGGACUCCUAGAGUCUGAUCUUCUUCUUUUGCUGUCUUGUCCUGUCUUUUUCUUCUUUUUUGUCUUGUUUUACAAGCUCUUCUUUUUUCUCUUCUUCUUCUUCUUCUUCUUCCUGGUACAUAUUUUUUCUCCUUCUCUUUGUUAUCUCUCACUCUCUUUUUUCGUUUUCUCUCGCUUACAUCCAUCCAUUCACUCAUUCAUCACUCUUUACGUUCCUUUUUUUUUCAGCGCUGGCGUUUGCGACAAAAACCCUUUUCUCUCUC